UAGCUGCAGCAGGAAGUUUGGGACCAGGAGCGAAUCCAGCGAUGGAGUCAGAGGCAGACCUUAAAACGCUUAAAUCCAGAGGCGUUUCGUCUUUACCGAAACACUCCUACUGGUUUGACUUUUGGCUGUUCGUGCUCUUUGACAUCGUGUUAUUCGUUGUCAUGUAUUUCAUCGUCCCGUAAAAAAAAGUUUGUCUCCUGGACUCUGGAGCCUGAAGACAUGGAGUGCUGGUCCUGUCCUGCUGUAAGGAGUGCUAACCAAGCUUUGACUGAAUUUAACACUGUGCUAUUUGAUAUAAAAUCUCAAGUUUCCACGGCUUGGACUACAGAACUGCUUUGAUACCAGAGAUUUGAAUCACAGAACUCCUUCCCAAUGUGACCUGUUGCCAGUUGCUGUAGACUGUCAUUCCUCCUGUGUGGAUUUAUACUGUGACCAUGGGGAAGAAAAAAAAAUCCUACAUUUGUAUUACUGAAAUGUGGCAAUGGCACCAUCAGGACUAAAAAAAUGUACCUGUAAUAUCACUGAAAUGCCAUUAUAAGUAUUAUCACCCAGUAGAACAGACCUGUUAUAUGUUACUCUAACAGAAUUAUUGAUAACAUGAAGUAAUUGUAUCACAGUGUUACAGUUUUGUGUCUCCAAAUUGUGUAAUCAGCAGCCAGGUCCCGGAAAGAAAAGAGAAAUCUCAAAUCUGAAAAUGUGUGUUUUGUCAUAAUAAGCCAUCUGAUAUUUUACUUAUGCACCUUAAAGAACUGUGUUGUUAUGGGGUGUGAUUCCAGCACACUAAAAUCGUUUUGCACAUGGAAAAUACUGCAAAUAAAGUGUUUUACACACCCGCUAAAUGACCACCAUUUAAUUUAAUUCACAGCUCAAAUUCACUGUUCAAAUUUCUGUUAUAUAAAACCUAAGUACAAUGCUACUCUUAGAUUUAUUGUGUAUAAUUUGUGCCUUUUUUGCCUUAGGAAGUUACCACUGUUGUUAAAUGUGUCAUCUCCUGAAGUGAGUUUAUAAUUUGGUAGUUAAUAGCUAAAAAUUGAGGUAACAAUCAUUAAUAAACUGUUCAUCUGACUUUUUUAUAAUUCAUUUUCAAUCUUUGCAAUGUGCACAUAAUCACCCUGUGCUAUUUAUGGCAAGUACUUCUGUAAUGCUACGAUUCGUUUUCGCUGUACUUGUACUAUAUGCACAUGACUAAUACUUUUAUUCUGAAAAUAAAUUACACGUGUUUCCGCUUUGUAAGGAGCUAGCAACAAAUGUGUUGUUACCUUGUGGUAGAUUGGUGAAAGUGACUUCAUAUUGUCUUAAUGAUGGAAACGGCUGACGGUUCCUCUCAGGUGGAAAACACAGAUGUAUUCCUGCCAUUGUCAUCACUGAGGCUGUUGAUCCCUCCUCUGCGGCUGCUUUCUGCAGCGAUGUGGCAGGUGGCUCAGCGGAGAGACGUCCUUGAUUAUGAAAAGCUGGAUGAGUUUGUGUCCUUGGUGACGGCCACAGUUCCAGACCUGCUCAGUCCAAAGCAACGAGGCAAACUGCUUCUCCAGCUGAGAUCGAAAACUAUUCUUGAGUUGUGCAGAAAUGAGGAAACAGCCAAUGUUUUGUAUAUACAGCCUCAUCUAGAACGAAUCCGCCCACCAGGAUACACAGGGAGUGGAGAUGCAGAGGUGGAUGCAGAGGAGGCUAUUUUCGUGGAGCUCAUCCAAACACUCCUGAAAGACCCAGCGGAGAGGGAGCAUUUUUACCAGGAGGUUUUUCCAACAGAAUAUGGUCUCAGCUACGACACAGACAUGCAGCUCCUUGUGUGGGAGUUUCUUUCCAAACUGGAGAAACUCCUGCCUGUACCAGACCUCGGUCAGACAGUUUCGUGGCUGACCUCUGCCCCCUCCGUGCUGAAGGACUGCGUGCAGGCGCUUUCCAACCCUGACGACCUGAGGUCUCUGCUGCAGCACCACAAAUGCCUUGAACACCUUGGCACACAAGGUACCACUGUGGAAAUGUCCACCCAGGUCUUUGCCUGCUCCGAAUGUCCAUUCUUCCACAUGCAGGAGUCCUACUUGCUGCAGCACAUUGAGCACAGUCACCCAGAGCACUACAGCAAAUUCCAGAAGGCUGUGGAGACAACUGAGGCCCCCAUGAAGAAGGUCCAGCGCCCCGAGUUCCCGAAGCCUUUCCCCAUCCACGACAGGCCUGACCCUCACAUGUGCCAGGAAUGUGGCAAAACCUUCACGCGUGCCUCAGAUGUGACUCGUCACCAGCGGACCCACACAGGUGAGCGCCCGUACACCUGCGAGGAAUGUAAGAAGGGCUUCAGGAACUCUUGGGAUCUGACCAGGCACCAGCGCAUUCACACUGGAGAACGACCCUUUCUCUGUUCCCAGUGUGGCAAACGCUUCACGCAGAUGGGUUUGCUCAAACUGCAUUUCGAACGAACCGCCUGCGGCCAGACAUGCAACCCUCCCCUAGACUUAACGACGGAGGUUGUAGUAGCAGAGGAGACAUCAGAGAAAGGCGGUGCUCGGUACAAAUGCCAGAAAUGUGGCGAGAGCUUCAGUAGCAUCCUGGAGCGGCUGAGGCACAGGCAGGGGCACGUGGUGAGGCGUCAGUACAAAUGCUCCCUGUGUGAGAAGAUCUACAGCCGAGCGUCAGAUUUAAAGAGACACCAGAUGAAACACACCGGUGAGCGGCCAUUUGCCUGUGAGUGUGGGAAAAGCUUCACCCAUGUGUGGCUUCUGAAUAAGCACCAGCAGAUCCACACCAGGGAGCGUCCAUACCCCUGCACAGAAUGCGGGAGGAGCUUCACACAAGUCCAGAUACUUAACAGGCACCUGCUGACUCACAACGGCCAGCGGCCUUUCCAGUGCUCCUACUGUGAGAAGAGCUUCACCCAGCUGGCCAGUCUCACACGCCACGAGAGAAUCCACACAGGUGAGAGGCCAUACGCCUGCAGCACCUGUGAGAAGACGUUCCUCACACAUGGAGAGCUGGGCAGACACCAGCGCAGCCACAGCAACUUCAGGCCGUUCAGCUGCUCACAGUGCCCCAAGAGCUUUAAAACCAAGCGUGCUCAGAGUGAGCACCUGAAUACACACACAGGCGAGCGGCCGUUUGCAUGCGCACGUUGUGGGAAGAGGUUUGCCAAGUCAACCUCGCUCGUCCGGCAUAACCUGACUCACACAGGGGAGCGACCACACCGCUGCUCUCAGUGUGGAAAGACCUUCCUCACCUCUGGUGAACUGCUCCUCCACAAACGGAUCCACACAGGAGAAAGGCCUUACCCCUGCUCCUACUGUGAGAGGAGGUUCAGGUGCUCCUCCGACCUGAACAUGCACAUCCGAACACACACCGGGGAGAAGCCACACGGCUGUCUGUUCUGUAAGAAGAGCUUCUCUACGUCUACGAGGCUGAAGAGACACAUGCGCACACACAUGGAGAAGGGCAUAGCUGUGGAAUCAUUUAAUCUUUGAGCUGUCGGGAGCUGAUGACAUAUUUAUUUUUACACGACGAUCGUUGUCAU
Messenger RNA from Toxotes jaculatrix (banded archerfish), 3502 nucleotides. RefSeq names its product zinc finger protein 2-like. The transcript has 8 exons. The coding region runs from base 1299 to 3452 and encodes 717 amino acids. The record is from RefSeq and is a predicted model, not a curated record. NCBI's taxonomy places the organism in Eukaryota, Metazoa, Chordata, Actinopteri, Toxotidae.